AUUUUCGUACGAUCCCGAACCGGAAGCGGAUGAGGAAUUAAGCGUCCAAGCCGGCGAUUAUUUAUUAGUUUGGGGAGAACCAGUCGGGGGAUAUUUAGACGCUGAAUUAUUGGAUGGUCGCCGCGGUUUGGUUCCGGCGCAUUUUGCACAACGAUUAAUCGGUGAUGACCUAUUAGAGUUCCAUCAGGCGGUUUUGAGCACGUUACGAGAAGAGGAAAUCAAUGCCGAAACCUUCGCAGCUGACGUUCAACGUCUGAACGAGUUGGCAGAAGUUUCAGAAGGUCAAGAAGAUGACGUCAAUGACACAGAACAAGAUCUCUUCUUCUCAAUACUAGUACCGGCACCGAAACAAUUAACCCUCGAACGGCAACUUAACAAGAGCGUGCUUAUUAGUUGGACUCAACCCGAUGUUGGACCCGGUAAUCAAAUUGAAAGUUAUCACGUUUACGUCGAUGGCGUUUUAAAGACUACCAUAAAAGCGAGCGAACGAACCAGGGCUUUAGUUGAAGGUGUUGAUAGUAAUCGCCCGCAUCGUAUAAGUGUCCGUUCUGUAACGGUAAAUCGGCGCACAUCUCGCGAUGCAGCCUGUACAAUGAUCAUUGGCAAAGACACUCAUCAGUUAGGCCCCAGCGCGGUUCGUGCCAGCAACAUAACAUCAACCCAAGCUAUAAUAAGUUGGCUCCCAGCAAAUUCAAACCAUCAACACGUCGUUUGCGUGAACAACGUUGAAGUACGCACAGUUAAGCCGGGGGUUUACCGCCAUACAAUAACCGGAUUAGCUCCGAAUACCCAAUACAGGGUGACCGUUCGAGCAAAACACCAUCGCGCCGCUCAAAACGUCGCGAAUUUAGCCGAGGAUCUUCCGAUGCCAGCUGCGGCUCACACCGAUUUUAGAACAUUGCCCAAAGGACUUCCGGAUCCACCGAGUGACAUUUUGGUUGAAGCCGGGCCCCAAGACGGGACGUUGUUGGUCACUUGGCAUCCGGUGAUUACGCCGCAUCACCCCGGAUCGAAUAUCACCGGAUACGCUGUUUAUGCGGAUGGGAAAAAAGUAACGGAUGUUGAUUCCCCCACGGGGGAUCACGCUUUGAUUGAUAUUUCGAAACUGUUGGGGUUAAAUCCGAAACAUGUUACUGUUCGGACGAAAUCGCGGGAUAGCCAAUCGACGGAUUCGAUUCCGACUCCGAUUCCUUUUAGCGUUUUACGAGGUGGGGCUAACAAAGGUAGGCAGCAACCGCAUUCGAGCGUUUUACCGACUCAUAUGAGACAAAACGUUCGAAAUCAAGUUGGGAUGCAACAAAAUCAACAGAUUAUUGAACAUGAUGAAAAUUUGAGCGAUAAAGAAAUAUUUCCGACAACGCCGCAUCGCCAACAAAGUGGUAUCCCAUCGAUAGCGCAUCGUCCCGUUCCAGAGAUAACUAAAGAUAGCUAUGAGGCUAAUUUAUCCGAGGAUGAACUCCUCGACAGGCGUAAUCGUCAGGUCAACGUCCAACAACAAUACAGGCAACAACAACAGAAUCAACAACAACAACAGCAGCAGAGACAAAUUCAACAAAGACAAGAAAAUCAAUCGCAACAGCAACAACAACAACAACAGUAUUAUCAGCAAGCUCAACAAGUUCAAAGAGGCCAAGGACUACGCCAACACCAACAACAUCAACAGCAUCAACAACAACAAAUGCGCAACAUAAAUAUGGGGAUGGGCUCUCAAAACCCGAAUAAUUUGCCUACCGCGCAAAAGAGGGCGCGAUCAUUCGUAGCCCUUUUCGAUUAUGACCCAGCUACGAUGUCGCCGAAUCCCGAUGCUUGCGAAGAGGAGUUACCGUUUAAUGAAGGCGAUACGAUUAAAGUUUGGGGAGAUAAAGAUUCCGAUGGAUUUUAUUGGGGCGAAUUACGAGGGAGAAGAGGUUAUGUUCCUCACAAUAUGGUGAUGGAGGUGGAUCAAAAUCAAUUGGUGCGAGAUCGUUGGGGCGACAUCUACAAUAAUAGCCCGAUGAGGAAAAUGAUUGCUUUGUACGAUUACGAUCCGCAAGAAUUGAGCCCGAACGUCGAUGCAGAUCAGGUGGAAUUGUCCUUCACAACGGGUCAAAUCAUCAACGUUUACGGCGAAAUGGACGACGAUGGGUUUUAUGUGGCGGAAAUCGAUGGAGUUCGCGGUUUGGUUCCAUCGAAUUUCUUAACGGACGCGCCUGAUCAAUACGGAGGGGGGCAACCCUCGCAACAAGGGAUGAGUCGGGGUCAACGAGGGAGAGGACAUGGACCUGGAGCUCGAGGUCCACCUCCUCCACCAAGAGAAAACACCGGGCGAUCUAGGAAAACAGAUGCCUGUUCUUCACUGUUAGACAAUGCCACAUCGUACACAAUGCUCACCGACCAACAGGGGAGACCGAAGCAAACGAGAGGUGGUAACAUGAACCCGCAACAAACGCAACAACCCCAACAACAAAACAUCAACGCGAUGAACCAACAAAACCAACAAUUUAACCAACAACAACAGCAAUUCGGACAACAAAACUCCCAAUUUAAUCAACCGCAAUUCAACGCCCAAUCGAAUCAAGUUUCCCAAUCGUUAACGAGCCAAUUGUUUGGUCAAAACACUCCGUUUUCUAAUUUAACGGGAAAUCAACAACAACAACCCCAACAACAGCAGCAACAACAAUUUGGGGUUAAUUCAAGUACAACGUCGAAUCGCAUCCAACAUAAAGGGGUGCCACAAGUCAUUCCAACGAUGAAUCAACCGAUGACGAUGAAUCAACAACAACAACAGCAACAACAACAACAAGCCGGGCCGAAUUUAAUGCAAAAAUUGAAUGAGAUUACCGCACCUGGUGGCGAUAUUUUAUCGAAAGGGAAAGAACUAAUAUUUAUGAAGUUUGGUUUGGGGGGAAAAUAACCUAUAAGUUACCUUAACCUAAACGUUAGGAUUAUUAUUUUGAAUUUUUAUUCUGUAAAGAACGAAAGAAAAAAGGAAUGAACGGAAAAAACGAAGAUUUUGAGGUAUUUAUUUAUUUAUUUUUUUUUUAAUUUUAUUUUUAUUAAGAUCAAAUAGGAAUUGAUAUUAAUUAAAUUUAUUAUUAUUAAGGAAAAUCGAUCUUUACAGGAUAACAUAAAAGUUAAUCGAUUUAAAAAUUCUUCUAAAACGCGUUUUGAACAAAAAAAA
This is a messenger RNA of Onthophagus taurus, 3160 nucleotides long. NCBI's taxonomy places the organism in Eukaryota, Metazoa, Arthropoda, Insecta, Coleoptera, Scarabaeidae. The record is from RefSeq and is a predicted model, not a curated record.